Messenger RNA from Schizosaccharomyces osmophilus, 177 nucleotides. RefSeq names its product cytochrome c oxidase subunit VII Cox7 (gene cox7). The coding region runs from base 1 to 177 and encodes 58 amino acids. NCBI's taxonomy places the organism in Eukaryota, Fungi, Ascomycota, Schizosaccharomycetes, Schizosaccharomycetales, Schizosaccharomycetaceae. The record is from RefSeq and is a predicted model, not a curated record. The transcript is spliced from 2 exons.
AUGAAAAACCUGAUUGUUCAACGUCAACGCUUCUUGCAAAGCAUUCAUAGGCCUACUUAUUUGCAAAGGCCUGGUAGCGGUUUCUUGGUUUACCCUUUUUACGCUGCCAUGGGUGGAAUUUCUUUGCUUUCCGUUUACUUUACAGGAAAGCUUCUUAUGGUAAGUUCACAAGCUUAA